AAGACAAACAGAAGCACUUGAGUCACACCGUGUCAUAGAGAGGCCUUCCGGACUCGAGGUCUAGCAGUCUGCUCCCUCAGCAUCAUACCUUUGCUCUUUGGCAGUGGAGGAGGGUGGGUGAGCACUGCUGACCAGCUGCUAGGUGGCAUCCCGCCUCCAGCCUGCCAGGGCUGCAGAACAGGUUCCUGUGCUAGUUUGGGGAAGACUCUGGCAGCCACCCUCCCACCCAGCAGCUCCUCCCAGGGGUGGGGCUAGGACAGCACACACCCUUGUGGGGCCUCACCUGAGCCUAGUCUUGAGGCUUGGACUCUGCAAGGACCCAGUGGGCGCCUGACUCUGGGACGGCACAGUUGGGAAUGACCCCUGUUCUCUCCACUUUCUGUGUCUGAGAUGUGCUUGGAGCGUCAGAGGAGGCAUUGGCUGAACAAAUGCUCCUUCUGGCUCUGGUGGGGAGGUCACUGCCUGGACAGGUGGGAGAGGACCAGGCCGGGCUGCCCAGUGGACUGAGGCCUGGCUGAAGAGGGGAAGGAACCGGAACAGGGCCUUCGUCGCCCCUUUUCCCAGCUUGACCGCAGGAGCUCGGCUGGAUCACAGCCCCCAUCCCCCCGUGGCAGAUGCCUUUGUGCAGUUCACACAUUACACCACAUGCAGCAGGGCCUUAGAGGCCCCUCCGUGGUCCUUGUGCUGACGUCUGGGGCAUUGUGGGAGGCUGUGGCUGACACUGUUGCUCUGCUUCUGUCUGCAGGCUCCAGGACCCCGCGGAGCAUCAUGAACUGGGAAGCGUAGACAAGCUCACGAGUGUCUCCGUGAAGAGAGAGGAACCGCCAUCAGUCCUUUCUCCCGGUGCCUGACCACAUCACCCAGCACUUCUUCCUGCCCCUGUUCAGCUCCCACGGCUCCCGGACCAGGGGGCUCCCAGCAGGACCUUCCCCUAGGGGAUGGGCAACUGGUAAAGUUAGGUCUCAUCCCCCCGGGCCGGCCCAGUUGGCCACACCAUGAACCUCCAGGCCCAGCCCAGGGGUCAGAACAAGCGGAAGCGUUGCCUCUUUGGGGACCAGGAAGCAGCUGCCAAGGAGCAGCCCCCACCCCUGCAGGCCCCACCACAGCCCCCGGCCCCUCCACAGUCCACCCGAGUGAAGGAGGAGCCUUACUUCGGGCACGAGGGUCCCACAGGGGCUGCCCCUGCCUCCCAGCCGGUGGAGCUCUCCAACAGCCUGGCCCUGCUGAACUCCGUGGUGUAUGGGCCUGAGCGGACCUCCGCCGCCAUGCUGUCCCAGCAGAUGGGCUCGGGCUCCGUCAAGUGGCCCAACUCUGUGAUGGCUCCAGGGAGGGGCCCGGAGCGGGGCGGGGGCGGGGGUGUCAGCGACAGUGGCUGGCAGCAGCAGCCGGGCCAGCCUCCGCCCCACUCCACGUGGAACUGCCACAGCCUGCCCGUCUACAGUGGACCCAAAGGGAGCCCCCAUCCCGGCAUGGUCGCCGCCUACUAUAACCACCCCGAGGCACUGAAGCGGGAGAAGGGAGGGGGCCCGCAGCUGGACCGCUACGGAAACAGCGUGCGACCCAUGAUGCCACAGAAGGUACAGCAGGAGGUGGGGCGGCCCCAAGCGCCCUUGAACUCGUUCCAUGUGGCCAAAAAGCCCCCAAACCAAACGCUGCCCCUGCAACCUUUCCAGCUGGCGUUCGGCCACCAGGUGAACCGGCAGGUCUUCCGGCAGGGCCCCCCGCCCCCCAACCCGGUCGCCGCCUACCCGCUCCAGAAGCAGCAGCAGCAGCAGCAGCAGCAGGCGGCCCUGCCCCAGAUGCAGCUCUUUGAGAACUUCUAUCCCAUGCAGCAGCCGCCCUCUCAGCAGCCCCAGGACUUUGGCCUGCAGCCGGCCGGGCCACUGGGGCAGUCCCACCUGACUCACCACGGCAUGGUGCCCUACCCCUUCCCCCACAACCCUGAUAUGAACCCCGAACUGCGCAAGGCCCUCCUGCAGGAGUCAGCCCCGCAGUCCGUGCUACCUCAGGCCCAGAUCGCCUUCCCCCGCCGCUCCCGACGCCUCUCCAAGGAGGGCGUCCUGCCUUCCACCGCCCUGGAUGGGGCUGGUACCCAGCCUGGGCAGGAGCCUGCCACCAACCUGUUUCUACAUCACUGGCCCCCGCAGCAGCCGCCACCCGGCCCCCUGGGACAGCCUCAUCCGGAAGCUCUGGGAUUCCCGCUGGAGCUGAGGGAGUCGCAGUUGCUGUCUGACGGGGAGAGACUGGCACCCAAUGGUCGGGAGCGAGAGGCUCCCAUCAUGGGCAGCGAGGAGGGCAUGCGGGCAGUGGGCGCAGGGGACUGCGGGCAGGUGCUACGGGGUGGGGUGAUCCAGAGCACGAGAAGGAGGCGCCGGGCGUCCCAAGAGGCCAAUUUGCUGACCCUGGCCCAGAAGGCAGUGGAGCUGGCCUCACUGCAGAACACAAAGGAUGCCAACGGCUCUGAGGAGAAGCGGAAAAGUGUGUUGGCUUCAACUACCAAGUGCGGGGUGGAGUUUUCGGAGCCUUCCUUAGCCGCCAAGCGAGCGCGCGAGGACAGCGGGAUGCUGCCCCUCAUUAUCCCAGUGUCUGUGCCUGUGCGGACUGUGGACCCGUCGGAAGCGGCCCAGGCUGGAGGUGCUGACGAGGAUGGGAAGGGUCCUGAACACAACCCCGCCGAACACAAGCCGUCGGUCAUCGUCACCCGCAGGCGGUCCACCCGUGUCCCCGGGACUGAUGCCCCGGCUCAGGCUGAAGACAUGAACGUCAAGUUGGAGGGGGAGCCUUCGGUGCGGAAACCAAAGCAGCGGCCGAGGCCUGAGCCCCUGAUCAUCCCCACCAAGGCGGGCACUUUCAUCGCCCCUCCGGUCUACUCCAACAUCACCCCGUACCAGAGCCACCUGCGCUCUCCUGUCCGCCUGGCUGACCACCCCUCUGAGCGGAGCUUUGAGCUGCCCCCCUAUACACCACCUCCCAUCCUCAGCCCCGUGCGGGAAGGCUCCGGCCUCUAUUUCAAUGCCAUCAUGUCAACGAGCAGCAUCCCGGCCCCUCCUCCCAUCACACCAAAGAGUGCCCACCGCACCCUGCUCCGGUCUAAUAGUGCUGAAGUCACCCCACCUGUCCUCUCUGUGAUGGGGGAAGCCACCCCAGUGAGCAUCGAGCCACGGAUCAAUGUAGGCUCCCGGUUCCAAGCUGAAAUCCCCUCCAUGAGGGACCGUGCCCUGGCAGCUGCAGACCCCCACAAGGCCGACUUGGUGUGGCAGCCAUGGGAGGACCUAGAGAGCAGCCGGGAGAAGCAGAGGCAAGUGGAAGACCUGCUGACAGCUGCCUGCUCCAGCAUUUUCCCUGGAGCUGGCACCAACCAGGAGCUGGCCCUGCACUGCCUGCACGAGUCCAGGGGAGACAUCCUGGAAACGCUGAAUAAGCUGCUACUGAAGAAGCCCCUGAGGCCCCACAACCACCCACUGGCAACUUAUCACUACACAGGCUCUGACCAGUGGAAGAUGUCUGAGAGGAAGCUGUUCAACAAGGGCAUUGCCAUCUACAAGAAGGAUUUCUUCCUGGUGCAGAAGCUGAUCCAGACGAAGACUGUGGCCCAGUGUGUGGAGUUCUACUACACCUACAAGAAGCAGGUGAAAAUUGGCCGCAACGGGACGCUCACCUUUGGGGAUGUGGAUACGAGUGACGAAAAGUCAGUCCAGGAAGAGGUUGAAGUGGAUAUUAAGACUUCCCAGAAGUUCCCCAGGGUGCCUGCUCCCAGAAGAGAGUCCCCAAGUGAAGAGAGGCUGGAGCCCAAGAGGGAAGUAAAGGAGACGAGGAAGGAGGGGGAGGAGGAGGUGCCAGAGAUCCAAGAGAAGGGGGAGCAGGAAGAGGGGCGAGAGAGAAGCCGGCGGGCAGCGGCUGUCAAAGCCACACAGACACUACAGGCCAAUGAGUCGGCCAAUGACAUCCUCAUCCUCCGAAGCCAUGAGCCCAACGCCCCUGGGUCUGCUGGUGGCCAGGCCUCAGAGAAGCCAAGGGAGGGGCCAGGGAAGCCACGAAGGGCGCUGCCUUUUGCAGAGAAGAAGAAAAAAACAGAGACAUUUAAUAAGACCCAGAAUCAGGAGAACACUUUCCCUUGUAAAAAAUGUGGCAGGGUGUUCUACAAGGUGAAGAGCCGCAGCGCCCACAUGAAGAGCCACGCAGAGCAGGAGAAGAAGGCUGCAGCUCUGAGGCAGAGGGAGAAAGAGGCUGCGGCGGCUGCGGCCAAGGCCGCUGCCUGCCCCCUCCUGAAGGAAAGCGCUGGAGAGAGGAGCUGAGGACGCAAGGCUCCGCCUGGAGACCCAGGACUGGCCCUCUGCCUGGGCGGCCCGGCUCUCCCUGCACCAGCCUUGUCAAAGCGCCGCAGGCGCCCAGGAACUUACAGAGGGAUCGAGGAGAGAUCACGUGGACUUUUCUCCAGAAAAACAAAUAAGACAAUAAAAUAAACAGCUCUUUUAUUUAUAAAGGCCCCAGGAGCAGUGUUAAGGGCUGCAGGAUCCAGUUCUCUGUGCAUUCGGUCUGUCGGAAGUUGUCCUCAUGUUUUCCUGGAACUAUGAGCAUCCCUGCUUGCUGGGGCUGCCCUCUGGGAGGGGCUCCAGCCGUUGCCACUGGUGCCUCUCACACUGGUUCCCCUGCUGCUGCGCAGUCUCUUUGCUUCCUCUUCCCCCAGCUCCCCUUGGUCACCAUGGAGAGCAAAGCACAAGGUCACCCCCAUUGUAGCAUUAUUCCUCCGCUCCAGAGGACCUCAGAGGCCCUCCCCUGAGCGCUGGAAAAGGGGAGCUCACCCCUGCAAUCCGUGUCCAGGCCUAAGCUGGUCCAGCGCUCCUGUCCUCACAGAGGCCUCUCUCCCUUUGCUACUUGCUAGCAGCCUGCUGGGGCUGGAAAGUUUUCUCACAUGUUUGGGGAAAGGCCCAUGUUCCUGCCCAAGCUCUCAGCCUGCUGGAGGAAGAGGAACUGUGAGGAUGGGAGCUGCAGGGCUGGGCCUGAGGGCACUUUAGAUAAGCCUUGGCUCUUCCUGCUUCCCACCUUUUGUGCCAAAUACCUUUGGGCCCUAGAGACUGCUAAGGGAGCUUAGCCCAGGCCCAGCCUGCCCCUCCUUGGUGCAGGUUUCCUGCUUGCCUCUGUCCUGGCCUUGGCAGCUGCCACCUAACCCCACCCCACCUGGUCCAGCGCUGAUAUCCACAGCCCAGCCCCCAGUCCUGCGUGCUGGAGAUUUCUGGAUCCUUCCCUGGGAGGGGGAGGUCUCCUAACCAGAUUGGACAGGAGCCUUCAUUCCUUGACUUGUGUCAUUUGGGAGCUAUUUAUUUAUUCUUAAUAUUUAAUUUUUAACAUCCUCUCAGGGACCAGGGGCCGCCUGCUUUCCAGAGGCCCAAGUGCAUUUAUCCCAAAACAAGGCACCUUCUUGGCAUCCGCGCCACCCCCCUGUCCCCAAAACCCUACUGCCCCUCACCACAUUGCUCUGGAAGCUCUUGCCAAUAGGAAUGAUAGUGCCUGCUGAAAGAGGGUGGGAAGGUGGAAGGUGUCACACCUGGAGUAGCAGGAGCAAGAGGGUCAAAGGCAGUUCUUGUUGCUACCUCUUCUCUAGCUGUACUUGCAAAUUGCCUGAGAGGAUUGGCUGGAGGCCAGAAUUCUGGUUUGUUUCUGGCUUGAAGAAGCCAUAUUUGGCACGGAGUCACUAAUGAAAGGACUGGAAGAUUCUGGAGGCCCCUUCACUUGCCAGUCCCACAGGAGGGCUGAGUUAUUUUUCUGAUCUUGUCCCUCAACUGUCAUUAUUGUAUAAAAGUUCAACGUGAAUGCAAGUAAAGGCAGGCCAACAUGUUAGGAAGGAGCCAAAAAGCAUUCUGCUAACUCCUGAGGUAGCCGAAAGGCAUCGUGUUGGUAGCUGGGGGUAGGGAGAAAGGUUUUGUUUCUAAACUAUGCACUAUCAGGUAUUUUUCAGCAUUCAUGCAUUUAUGUGGUUCUACAAGAUCCCAGCUACAGGAGCAACAAAAUUCUCCCCCCAGGCUCCUGGACAACUACCUAGAUUUCCAACUUCCCAGUUAAUUUCCUCCAUGAGCUUCUACAAACUCAGUAUCCCAAGAUUGCAAACAUCUGGCAUACCCUCCAGAAAUAGGAAGGUAGCAAAUUUAGUCUCUUCUAAAUCACUUGUGUAAUAUGAGUGCCUUCGCAGCUUUGCCCCAAAGUGCUACUUACGUUUCCCAAGGUUUUUUCUAUUUAAAUUGUAUUUUGUUUCAGGCCUCUUUAUGGACAUGCUGUAACAAAUCUCCUUUGUCUAGAGUGAUUCUCCUUUUUCUAAACCCAUGGAGACAAGACCAGGUGAAUGUAGGCGGAGAAAAUAAAAAUGGUACCUCUCUGUAUUAAUCCCACCAGAACCGCGGCAUUUUAGAAGGAAGGGUUCGUGCUCCAGGAUAGAUUUAUAUCUAGAAUGCAUUGUGAAAGUUAACAUGCUUAGAGGGCAAAUGCAAUUGCUGCCCGUGACCUGCCAAUUAAGUAGGUGCAGCCAUAGGAGCUGGCGUAAGUAUACGUCCUUUAUGGUGCUUUCUCCCUGUGAACACCUUAGGCUCAUCUUUAGUUUUUCUUUUCUUUUUUUUUCUUCUACUCAGCGCUCUUUGCUUUAAGAAGUUAAAAAUGACAAACACCCCCAGCUUCAUAAUGCCCUCCCACACCGUCUCACAUAGCCGUCUCCCAGCCUCCAUCUGCACUCGGCAAGGGCAUGAAACUAACCUAGUGCCUGUAUUUCCAGACCAUUUCUGAGGUCUCUCACCCACCUGAGGACACAGUGCUUCGGAACUGUCCUCCAUGCCUUCAGCAGCCCCCUUCCCAGCGAAGGUACACACCCGUCCCUCCUGCCACCCCACCUCCACCCCUGGCACAGAGGUCGUGUGCUGCUUAUGUCUAAAGGGAUCCCCUAUACUUAACUGCCUCAGUGACCUAACCUCUUUCUUCUCAUGUGCCAGAGGUUAAAUUGAAGGAGGAAUACAACUUAUACUCAAGCCCGAACUGUUUAAAUAUGCUUUCACUGGGGCAGACUGUUCUUGGAUGGUAUUUAUUACCAGACUGGCCAAGCCUAUUAGGUUUACAGGAAGUAUGCAUACUUUUAUAAAACAGUUGUAUGUCCUCCACUAUUUUGCUGUGUUAAUCUUUGCCUCUGAUAAUUUGCAGCUGUUUCACCUUUUUCUCAUUUGUCUCUCAGUUGAAGGCCUUGUUGGAGGGAACAGCACAGGAACAGCCUUGACAGUCUGUAAUUAUUGUAUAAAUAUUUUAAUAGCAUAUAAAUAACUAUAUUCCUUUUAUUUUGAAAAAAAAUGAUCAGACACUGCCUUUUGUGUGUUUGCUGCCUGUGGCACCCUUUUUUAAAAAGACUGUUACAUAUUAAAAUAGUGUACAUAUAUAUAAAUAUUACCUCUUUUGCUGUACAGUUGUGAUAGACCAGACUGAAGAUUUUAUUUUUUGUGUGCUUUUUAUAAAAAAAAAUUAAUACACUAAAGAAAAUCUUGCUGAUGUGAUUGUAAUGUAUCUAUGUAACUUAUUUACUUUUGAAUGUUCUUCUGUAUCUUUAAACCUUUUAUUAAAUAAGGUUUUAAAAAUUCA
Myotis lucifugus (little brown bat) is the source of this 7608-nucleotide messenger RNA. RefSeq names its product ELM2 and Myb/SANT domain containing 1 (gene MIDEAS). Gene Ontology annotation, molecular function: transcription corepressor activity. Lineage: Eukaryota; Metazoa; Chordata; Mammalia; Chiroptera; Vespertilionidae. The record is from RefSeq and is a predicted model, not a curated record. The transcript has 12 exons. Gene Ontology annotation, biological process: negative regulation of DNA-templated transcription; regulation of transcription by RNA polymerase II. Bases 996 to 4295 code for a protein of 1099 amino acids. Gene Ontology annotation, cellular component: histone deacetylase complex; transcription regulator complex.